AUGGUCAGCCUGCCACAGUCCAUGCAGUUUUGCGUUCGGUGGCAUGGCAUGGCAUGGCAUGGCAUGGCAUGGGCGGAGGGAGGGCCGGCGUGGUCGACGACUCGCCUCGUGCUCACAGCACAUCACAACAUCGCCGUACCGUCCGAGCCGCUGCCAGCCCGACCGAGCCUCACCGGGCUCGCAGCCGCCAGCCAAGCGCUGAGGCGAUGUGCAUGUGCGGAGAACAUCGACCUGGGCAUCGAUAUUGAACACCUCGCAUUACGCAUGGCCUCCAGCAUCAAGACCGAAGAUGCAUUCCAUCACGCAUCCAUGCCAGACACGUCCGCUGCUGAAGCCGCCCUCAAGGCAAAGUUGUCGAGAAAGCGUACCAAGACCGGAUGCCUAACUUGUCGAAAGCGACGCAUCAAAUGCGGUGAGGAGCGACCCGUGUGCAAGAAUUGCAUCAAGAGCAAACGGCACUGCGAAGGCUACAACCAACGCGUUGUCUUCAAACCUCCACACUUCGAGUAUCAACCCAUCGCUAAUGGCGCAGCUCACAUCACCUUUCCUGCCGGUCCCUUCAUGGAGACACAGCAGACGGAGGCACCGCCCGCGCCCGCGCCGCCUCUUGAUCCGGCCAUGUAUGGUCAAUUGCGACCUCGGCCUACCGAGCAACAGUUCAUGACUGUGUUCGAUCAACAUACACAGCAAAUUGUUCGCAUUCCAGUCCCUCCACAACAACCCCAUCAUCCUUCCCAGCUGCCACCGAAUGACCACUGCCAACCAUUUGCUGCACCACCCGUCAUUAGUCCAGGACAUAUGAUCCAAGAUCCAUUUCGAUCGCACCAGUAUGCUCAACAGGUUGCAACCCAAGUAUAUCAGCAGCAAGACUCCCAGCUUGGACCUGCAUCAAUGCACACCGUUCCCGGAAGCAAUGGUGUAGCUCCUCCACCUGCUGAUAACCACACGGCGACGCCAGCGACUGUGCCAGGCGAUUAUCUUGGGCAGGCCUACGGACAGCCGGUUCAGCCUAUGACCCAUGCACAGCACGAUGCGUUGCAUUUGCCUCCAGCGCAUCAACCACGCGUGGGAAGCCAAAAGACCGCAGAUCAGGAGCAGUUCGUAUCUGCGCCAACGCCUGCGUCUUCACGAACAAUGUCAAUGUUACAGACUCCUCUGGUGGAAUCUCAGCAGUGGACUCCAAAUGCUUACAUUCCCAGGCCGGAGUUGUCUAGACCAAUAGACUACCAGCUGGAGUUUCAGCAUGCUCAAUACGGGAUCAAGCAGAGUGCUCAUGUCAAAGGAGAAUCCGAGGACCAGACAACCCCGGAGCUUUAUGAGCAUGAAUAUCACGCGCCGCAGAAUGCGACGCCAACUUAUCUCUUGAAUGCUGCUGCUGUAGAAUACCAGGAUGAUGAUUACUACGACAUUCAUUCGGAUGAAGAGCAGGACGUGGAUGCAGCGAUGAUCCAAGGUCGAGAUCAUCAGCGACAACGAACACUCAACAGGAUAUUGGCAAGAAAUCAGAUCGGUGGACGCGAUCUGCAGAUUCGCAGGUACGAUACCUUCCUCUAUGCGGGCAUUCUCGACACAUACAAGGUCGAGAACGUUGCCAAUCCUUUGAAGAACCCUGCCACUGCACGCGUCUUUGCACACUUCAUCUCAGCCACCGGACCAAGUCUUUCCAUCUUUGAGCGCCAUCCCAGGAACACCUCGGUCCUCUUUCACGAAGGUUCUAUUCCCCUUUCCCAGCAAGGCUUGUGGACAUACACCCUUCCCAUGGCCGCCUUGCAUCACCAAGGCCUCCUGCAUGCAAUGUUAGCCCUCGGAAGUCUCCACAUAGCCCGAUUGCAAGAUGCAUCAGUUACACCUUCUAUCCAGCACUAUGCUUGGGCGCUCAAACGUGUUCAUGCGUCCGUAAGCAAUCCGCAAAGCCGCCUGAAGCUUACGACUAUUGCCGCAUCGAUGCUUCUUGGCUUUUACGAAGUCAUGACAGCAGAUCAUAUGAAGUGGAAUACGCACUUGGCGGGUGCGAAGCAAUUAUUCGUUGAGACUGACUUUGUAAAGAUGACACAGGAAUUCCGUCAACUGAAGUUACAACGAGCGGCAACACAUCAAGCCAGAAUGGAGCGCUCGUACAGCUCGCCAGCGUCGCCCGAAGCAUUCUCGCAAGAGGACCUUCUCGAUCAGAUACCCGACAUUGACGAACGUCUGGUCAGCGAGAUGAUUGGACGUGAGGUGCGCUAUGGAGGAUAUGGUCGGGUAGAGGGACCGCCAAGCGCCAUUCCACCAGAGCUGGACCUAAGCAAAUUCGAAAUCCUGAAAGAUCUGUACUGGUGGUACUGCAAGCAGGAUGUCUACCAAAGCAUUGUCAGCGGCAAUGCCCUGCUUAUGGACUUCAACCGAUGGGCUAAUUGUCCACCUCGAGCCCCAAUGGGCAAAGUUGAUGCAGUGCAUGGCUCAUUUGAUCACCUCGUCCUUCUUCUUGGCAGAAUCGCAGACUUCUCCUCCAAGGACCGAGAACGAAAGCUGAAGCAAAUCCAGGCCAAUGGUGGUCGGUGGAAACCAUUGCCAGGCACGCCGGGUAUGAACAUUCGGCAAGCACCUCCACAGGCCAGUCAGCCGCCAACCCCCGUGUCUGCCAGCUUUCCGCCUCCAGGAAAUCCCUUUGCCGCUCCAGGUCCGCCGAUGGGUGAGCCGCCUCCGAUGCCCGCAUUUUACGGCAUGGCACCGCCGCCACGCGCAAAUGUGCAAAUGCCGGCGUCCUACACGCCAUCUGGAGACCACGCGGUACGAACGCCGCAAAGUGCCCGACCACCCGACCUUCUGGACACUGACCUCGCUGCUGCGACGCAAGCAGCACUCGCCGAAUAUGGUCGCAUUCGGUCAGCUCUGCACACAUUCGCGAACAGUCUCGGUCCUGGCUUCCAACCUCUUUCGUCUGCAGAACAGAUACCAAUGACGACUGCUUUUGGUGAUGCGAAGUCUUAUCGCUCUUAUGACAUCGGCUGCUUAUGGGCAAUCUAUAAUAUGGCCAUCAUUAUCACAAUCCGGUCGCAUCCACACAUGCCUCCCGCAAUGCACAUGGCAGCGGGCAUUGCAGCUCCCGAGACGGCGCCAUACGCAAGGGAGAUAGGGCGCAUUGUCGCUGGCAUCGUGCCUGGUCCGUCAGAUGCUGGGCUUAACCCAAGCCUCGGCGCUGCACUGUGCGAGAGCUGCAUGCCCUCGUUCUUCGCUGCAGUGCAAUAUCAGGAGCCAGCACAGCGCUGGGAGACGGUCACGCGUAUUUUCGAUAUAGCCAAAAGAACUGGCUGGGGCAGCGCAGAAUUGAUCGCAAAUGGCUGUGAGACUGCAUGGGUCAAGGCCGCUGCCAUAGGCAGAGGGCCGCCGUAUACAAGAAUUGUGAGAUCCGAGACUAGCGAGGAUCCUAGACUCAAUGGUAGCUGGGAGAGACUUGAUCCGAAUGCUCAGCCCAACGAGAACGAUGAGUCCGAUAGACGACUGGUGAAGACAAAAGCGAAUGCGAGGCUCAACUGGGCCGUAGGGGUAAUUGGUGUGGAAGAGGACAUCAAUAGGAUACGAAUCUCGGAUCAGUAGUGGACGACAGACACUAAUGUUGAUGCAGUGCAACGACGCAUUGCGCCUUCACAACUUGGGUGAAGGUCACUGUAAAGAUCCGACUGAUUGAGCUGUCCACGAUUCUCUGAACAAAGAAAUUCUGUUCC
Messenger RNA from Pseudocercospora fijiensis CIRAD86, 3704 nucleotides. RefSeq lists its product as uncharacterized. The transcript has 4 exons. The record is from RefSeq and is a predicted model, not a curated record. Bases 1 to 3576 code for a protein of 1191 amino acids. Lineage: Eukaryota; Fungi; Ascomycota; Dothideomycetes; Mycosphaerellales; Mycosphaerellaceae. Gene Ontology annotation, cellular component: nucleus. Gene Ontology annotation, biological process: positive regulation of transcription by RNA polymerase II. Gene Ontology annotation, molecular function: transcription cis-regulatory region binding; DNA-binding transcription factor activity, RNA polymerase II-specific; zinc ion binding.